AUUAUCUUUCACUUCGGUGUUAAUUUCAAAAAAACAAAAACAGAAAAAAAUAUAAAAAAAUCUGUAAUAAUUUUCUUUUCUAUUUUAAAAAUAACAAUAAGAAAAUUGUGAAAAUUCUCAUUUCAUAUGUAUUUGUUAAAUUUAUUUUCGGAAAAAAUAAUUUUGUAUUAAAAAAUAAGAAAACAAAAAUUUACUAUAUACAAAAACUAAAGAAAAAAAAUACAGAAAACAACUUGUGAAAUAUUUAAAAAAAAAAAUAAAAUACAAAUUCGAAAAUAAAAUUUAAAAUAUAUAAAAAAAAUAAAGAGAAAAACCGAAAAUAAUUUCAUACAUAAAAAUUUAUUUAGUAGAAAAACUGCAAAAAUCUUUUAAAAUUCUUCAGUUAGAUUAUUUCAGUCGCCGGAGGAACAUUUUGAUAAUUCGUUAUUCGUCCAUGCCAUGCGCGAUAAAAUAUAUCAAUUGUUUUGUUUGCAGAAAAAUGCAUGCAGACAAAAUUCUGAUAAUUAUCAAGGACAUAAUGUGCCAAUUAAAACCGCAUCUAAUGGGACAACGUGUACAAAUGGGGGGACUUUCGGAACAGAAGGGCCCGAAACGGCAGAGACCGACACAUCAGGGACCGGGGGGAUGCGGAAGUCGUUGGAGGGGAAUGGCUCAACGCCGAACGACCCUAUUCACCUCCAGAGACGGGUGGGACUCUUCAGUGGGGUGGCUUUAAUUGUUGGAACUAUGAUAGGAUCUGGAAUUUUUGUGUCACCAUCUGGCUUGCUAGUUCGUACUCAAUCCGUUGGUGUUAGCUUCAUAAUUUGGCUAGUGUGUGGUUUGCUCUCGUUAUUAGGGGCUUUGGCAUACGCUGAAUUAGGUACAAUGAAUACAUCAUCUGGUGCUGAAUGGGCCUAUUUUAUGGAUGCGUUUGGUCCUGCACCAGCAUUUUUGUUUUCAUGGGUCUCAACAUUGGUGUUGAAACCGUCACAAAUGGCAAUUAUCUGUUUAUCAUUUGCCCAAUACGCUGUUGAAGCAUUUGUUGAUGAAUGUGAUCCACCAAUGUCUGUUGUUAAAAUGGUUGCACUUGUUGCGAUUGUUAUGAUCCUAUUUGUAAACUGUUAUAGUGUUAAUUUAGGUAUGGCUGUGCAAAAUAUAUUUACAUCGGCUAAAUUGGUUGCUGUAUUGAUUAUAAUAUGUGGAGGUGCAUAUAAAUUAUUCCAAGGAAAUACACAACAUUUGCAAAACGCAUUUACUGGUCAAACACCAUCCAUUGGAGCAAUUGCAACUGCAUUUUAUACCGGUUUAUGGGCAUAUGAUGGAUGGAAUAAUUUAAAUUAUGUUACUGAAGAAAUACAAAAUCCUAGCAAAAAUUUACCACGUUCUAUUAUUAUUGGAAUACCAUUGGUAACUUUAUGCUACAUAUUAAUUAAUAUUUCGUACCUGGCUGUAAUGUCAUCCACUGAGAUGAUUGAAUCGGAAGCUGUUGCUGUAACAUUCGGUAAUCGAAUGCUUGGUGUAUUAGCAUGGUUAAUGCCACUUAGCGUUACUAUUAGUACAUUUGGAAGCGCUAACGGAACAUUAUUUGCAGCUGGCAGAUUAUGUUUUGCGGCUAGUCGUGAAGGUCACCUAUUGGAUAUUUUAUCAUAUGUCCAUGUGCGCCGUUUAACUCCGGCACCGGGUUUAAUUUUUCAUUCUUUGAUUGCAGCUGCUAUGGUCCUAUAUGGUACAAUUGAUUCUUUAAUUGAUUUCUUCAGUUUUACAGCAUGGAUAUUUUAUGGAGGUUCAAUGUUAGCAUUAAUUGUUAUGCGAUAUACAAAACCAAAUCAUCCAAGGCCAUAUAAAGUGCCAUUAAUCAUUCCAGUUUUGGUAUUGAUAAUAUCUGCAUAUCUAGUUGUUGCACCAAUUAUUGACAAACCACAAAUUGAAUAUCUUUAUGCUUUAAUAUUUAUAUUUGCUGGAUUGAUAUUUUAUGUACCAUUUGUAAAAUUGGGAAUGACACCCAGUUUUAUGGAUAAAGUAACACUAUUUUUCCAGCUAUUACUGGAAGUUGUACCCACCUCUUCAAUGGCAAUGUUUGAUUAAUGAGAUAUGAAUAUUAUGGAAACAUACAUAUUAUUAUUGAUUAAUUACUUAAAUUUUUAAAAAUAUAUCAAUAUUUUAUUAUAUUUUUAAAGAGCUUUAUAUUAAGAAGAGACAAAAACAAAAAAAAAACAAAAUCAAAGGUUAAAUUUUAUUUCUUUGAUGUACAUUUUAGUAUACACAUAUUAUAUAUUAUAAAAUAAUAUUAUAUAUUUAGUAGAUGUAGGAUUAAAAUGCAAAGCAUUAAAAUUAUUAUAAUAUUGUAAUAAAAUUAAAAUACUUAAUUAAUAUUAUACAUUAUAUAGUAAUUAUUAUGUAAAUGUACAUAAUGUUAUAUUAUAAUGAAUGUUUUUUUUUUACUAUAAUUAAACUCAAAAUAUAAAAUUUUAUAGACUUUAUAUUAAAAAUUUAUAAAAGCAAUUGGUUACAAAUUAAGUACAUAAAAUAUAUUAUAAAUUUUAUAUUUAUUACGUAUAGUGUAAUUUCUAAACUAUAUAAAAGAUGGAGUUAACGUACAAUUCAGCGGUUAGUUUAGUUUAAUCCUUAUAACCUACGAAAAGUAAGAAUACGUUAAUGCCAUCUUUUGACGAGUAUUGGAAGUCACACAUUUUAUUGAAUUUUAAUAUUCUAUAGAAUCGUUUUUGUUUUUAAUUUUGUAACAUUAUUUUAUUGUAAAUAUAAAUUAUUUAAUAAAAUGCUUUUGC
This is a messenger RNA of Condylostylus longicornis, 2765 nucleotides long. RefSeq names its product b(0,+)-type amino acid transporter 1 (gene sbm). Gene Ontology annotation, cellular component: membrane. The record is from RefSeq and is a predicted model, not a curated record. The transcript has 8 exons. Lineage: Eukaryota; Metazoa; Arthropoda; Insecta; Diptera; Dolichopodidae. Gene Ontology annotation, molecular function: L-amino acid transmembrane transporter activity. Gene Ontology annotation, biological process: amino acid transmembrane transport. The coding region runs from base 439 to 2064 and encodes 541 amino acids.